AUUUUAUGGGUCUUUAAUCAGUUUCACAUAGUCUUCAUCAGCAGGAGUUUGCUCAGUUCCCAUGGAGAUGAAUCUGUUGACAUCAAAGCACAGUAGCUGAAAACCCCUGGAAAAAAGCUAUUUUGGGUGUUUGUGGCUCAGCUGUGAAGCUGGGAGCUGCAGAAUGGACCUGGAGAAAACUGUUGAUGCCUUGCUGUCAAAAAAUGAACAACUGGAGCAGGAAAAUGAUCAGUUGAAGUCAAUGCUAAGCGUAGUCAAGGAAAACAUAGACCUGAGAGCCAAGGUGCUGCGCCUCAACAAUGAUUCUCUGGAGGACUUAACAGUCCCAGGAAGAAAACCAUCCAGUCUCUGGCAAAACACCAUUGAUGAGAGACAGUUCAGAAAAGACCUGCAACAAACCAAAUCUAACCAUGAACACCGAACCUCAUCCCCCAUCGACUUCAAGUCCUUUAUUCAAAGCUCAGUGCACACAGAUGCAAGUGAGAAAGCAGAGUUUCACAGUUGUAAGACUGAAGUUCCUGUUGUGGUCAAGGGUCCAGAAAGGCUGCUGGGAGAGAUUUCCUAUCAAUUAGAUAGGAGAAUUCUGUCCUAUGUCUUCCAGGGCCAUAGGAGGCUUUAUGGGUUCACUCUGCUCAAUAUACCAGCCAAAAUUAUAGAGGUAAGCACACACCCACUGACGGGGAAAGUGGAUGAAGGCUAUCAGCUUCAUCUAACUCAGAGGCACUCUGACCUUAUGGAGUGGCUGAACCAGUUUGGGUAUAAAACAGCACUUCACCCUUCAUUCACUGAGUUUGUUGUCAACAACUAUGGGAUCCUGAAAGAGAGGCCUGGUGAAUACAGUAACCAGGGAGUGGACUGCAAUAAUCCAGACUUUCUGAGGAGUGUGAUCAUAAAGACAGCACCGGGAAAACUCCAGAAGGAUCUGCUGCUUGUGCUCAUCUGCCUCUGCAAAAUGGCUGAGAGGGAUAAAAAGCCUCUUCUUCUCUGGUAGACAUGACUGUAUCCAAACACACACCAAAUCUGGCAAGAUUACACCAUACACAAAUUGGAAAUAAACACUAAUAGAUGAUA
This is a messenger RNA of Thunnus maccoyii (southern bluefin tuna), 1071 nucleotides long. Its product is annotated as speriolin-like protein. The transcript has 5 exons. Lineage: Eukaryota; Metazoa; Chordata; Actinopteri; Scombriformes; Scombridae. The record is from RefSeq and is a predicted model, not a curated record. The coding region runs from base 164 to 991 and encodes 275 amino acids.